This is a messenger RNA of Colletotrichum lupini, 1116 nucleotides long. RefSeq lists its product as uncharacterized. The transcript has 6 exons. The record is from RefSeq and is a predicted model, not a curated record. The coding region runs from base 1 to 1116 and encodes 371 amino acids. NCBI's taxonomy places the organism in Eukaryota, Fungi, Ascomycota, Sordariomycetes, Glomerellales, Glomerellaceae.
AUGAGCGAGUCGUGGACCUACAACACCCCGCCAGGGACACCGUCCACGGGUCCCCAGAUCACGGCCAUCGCGUUGGUGUUUACGGCGCUGUCGUUGAUCAUCAUGAUGCUGCGGUUAUACGUCCGUGUGAUUAUGCUCAAGGCCGCUGGCUCGGAUGACUGGGUCAUCUUUGCAACGUGGUUUGCGGCUGCCGGAUUCGCAAUCGUCAGCACUAUUCAAACGAAAUGGGGCUUGGGUCUCGAAAAGCUGGAGGACAUGCCAGCGCAGAAUCUCUACAACUUUGGUCUUCUGCAAUACGCCGGCGCUCCUUUUAUUCUCGGAUUCAAGAUCAGCUUGCUUCUCUCAUAUCUCCGCUUCAUUCCGAAGGGUCCCUACAGGUGGGCAACUUUUGUUACCAUUGGCCUCUGCGUCGCGUAUCACCUUGCCUUCCUGCUGGUGCAAAUAAAUCUGUGCACGCCUAUCGCGAAGCAAUGGGACCCCACGAUCACCAAUGGCUCCUGCAUCCCCGGAGUUCCCUUCUACACGAGCAUGGCGUCUCUAACGAUCGCAUUUGAUGUCAUUGUCAUGUUCCUCCCUUUUCCCGUCCUCGCAUCCUCCAAGAUCCAAAAGCGCAAGAAGUUCGUUCUCCUUGGCCUCUUCGGCCUCGGCGCCUUCAUCACCGUCAUUCAAAUCAUCCGAAUCCAAACCGUCCACGCCCUCGCAAACUACCUCGACUCCUCGCCCCUCAUCAUGUGGUCCGCCAUCGAGAACAACCUCGGUAUCAUCGUCUGCUGCAUCCCGACCCUCGCGCCCCUUGUCAAAUACUUCAACGAAAAGAGCAGAUCCGGGAGCCGAAGCAACAAGUACGGCGCCGCGAGCGGCUACGGAAAAACGGGACAGAGCGGCAAUGUCGGAAGCAGGUACGCGCUACAGAGCUGGCGGCCGGGGAUGAGCGGUAUGCAGCCGCUCGGCAGCGGGAUCGACCACAGCGACCGGGAUAUUGGGGUGCAGAGCUCAAGGAUAGGGAAGGGCUCGGAUGACGGCAGUGCCGAUUAUCAUCUUGACGCGCCGGUUAUUGUGAAGAAGACGGAGUUUGUGGUUACGAGCAAUCCCAGAGAGCCAGGGGAGGCUGUUUGA